This is a messenger RNA of Rotaria sordida, 3870 nucleotides long. Lineage: Eukaryota; Metazoa; Rotifera; Eurotatoria; Philodinida; Philodinidae. The record is from the annotation of a GenBank genome assembly.
AUGAUCAUCAUUCCGUGGACAGUUGAUCAAUUAUUUAAUUGUAACAAUAUUAUCAUUAUAGGAUGGCUCGCAUUAAUAUUUGCACCAUUUCAUAAAUUAUCAAAAUAUUUGAUUUUUUUAUCAGCUUUUCUUUUAUCACUUUUGUAUACAUUAAUAUUAUUGGAAACAUUAUUUCUUCGAAACUCAAAUAAUACACUAUUAGAUGUUUAUCAAUUAUCUGGAUGGUUCGAUUUAUUGAAAGAUCCAUUAUUAAUCAUUGGUACUAUUUAUCAUUUGCAUAUUAUGGAUUUAUGGGUCGGUCGAUGGAUGGUAUAUGAUUUUUAUAGUGGAUAUAGUUUUGCUUAUAGUAUUACAAAUCAUUCAAAUGGUAAAUAUUACGUCAAUCGAUCAUGGACAUUUGGACGAAUUAUUUUUACUCUAAUUCUUUUAACAACUUAUAUAGCGGCACCAUUUGGAUUUUUACUUUAUAUUGUAGCUAAAUGUACUUUCUUGACAAAAUAUAAACUUGAAGAUCGAAUUGAUGUGAAUAAUUAUCAAGAUUUCAUUGAAAAAUCGCAAAUGUAUCAUAUGCAAACUGAUUUAUUUAUUCCUCACUACGUUCGAUUUGGUGAUAAUUUCCCGAAAUCUCUACGUAAAAUUUAUCAUUUCUUACUUGGUAUACUUGGAUUGUUCGUUUUAUUCGUUGUUGCUUUGCCUAUUUACGUUGUAUUGAUCAUUUAUUGUCGUAUUACUUAUCGAACUUCAUCGGCAUCAACACAGCAGUCAAAUACCAAUUCAGAAAUAACUCCAAACAAAAGAAUUCCUGACUAUGUUCGUAAUGUUACAGCAACAAUAAGAUUAAAGUUAAUUACAACAUCAAUGACUCGAAGAAAUUACAUCUGGUAUUGUAAAUUUUUACUUUUACAAUUAGCAACAUUUAUUGAAUAUAUUCUGAAUGCACCUAAUCCACAUGCUUUAUUUCAUGUAUUAGAAGAUUAUUUUGUAAAAGUUUACAAUUUACCAUAUUUUGUAUUUGGUGACGGUAUUGGUGUUGGUUCGUAUGAAUUAGUAAAACGAUAUAUACAAGAUAUUCCACCGCGUAAAGGUUUAGAAUCAUUAGGCUGGAAAGUUUCUUCGUCUCAAGAAACAUUUUGUGAUUUAACGACUAUAUUUCUUUCAUCAGAUGAUCCAAAUAUGAAAUUAAGUCGUCAUAUCAUUUUUAAAUGGUUACAUGCCUUUCCUCAUCAUCUAUUCGAGGCAAAUUCUGAAGCACAACUUCAUUUAUCUAGAAUUGUACCACGUAAAAUUGAUGGACAACCGAAUAAACAUGUUGUAUAUCGAGCAGUUGGUGAAGUGAUGUUUUACUUAGCGACGAAUGGUGAAUUAAGAAAAAAUGAACGAGCUGCUUUUAUUGAUUGUGUUGAAACACCAUUCAUAUUUUUUCCAAAUUGGUUCAAUUUCUUAUUAUUUGGACAUUAUUUCGAACGAAAAACUUUAAAAAGUUAUUACACUUUACUUCAAGCAUUUGCACGAUAUAUUGAUGGAGCAGCAUUACAUGCUGCUUUUAUUGCAGCAGAUAAUCAAAAAUCAAAAUCUGAAGUAUUAAAAUUAAUUACAGUGGUAUUUUGUGUUGCAGGAAGUGUUGCUCCAUCUAAAUUAGCAGUAACUGUUAUCGAAAGAUUAUGGUCAAAUCCAGAUAAAUAUGUUCAUUUAUUUCGAAAAAAUCCACAUAAUUUUAUUAAAGAAUGUGCACGACUCGAUAAAGUUGUACCAAUGGUAAAUGUUUUAGCUACGUUUGAUAUUGCUAAUGAAAUUGAAAAUAAAUUUAAGAAGAAAUAUGAAAAUAUUAAUAUUUAUGAAAAUACGCCUAUUCAUUGUUCAAUUGUCAAUGCAAAUCGUGACAAGACAAUAUUUCAAAAUCCUGAAAAUUUUAUGCCAGAAAGGUCUGAUUUAAAUAAAAUCAUUGUUUGGAAUGGUGUCGAAGAAGAUAUUAUCAAUCUUGAUAAAACAAAACGACCACCACGCUACUGUCCAGGACAUGAUCUAUCUCUUGAUGUUAUUCAAUUUGUAGCUGAACGAUUUGCACCACCUAUAUUUGAUAAUAAUGACUCAGAGAAAGCAGAUUUUUCAUCGACUAUACAUAAUCCACAAGAUGAUAAUAAAUCUCAACAAUUAGAUCAUUUAAUCGAAAAAGAUAUGAUUAUAAAAUCAUUAGUUUCAACAAAAUCUGCUAAUGAAAUAUUCGAUGAAAAUGAACGACAAUGGGUUUUAUCAAAUUUGAAUAUCAAUCAAUUCAAUGAAAGAGAUCAAAAUUGUUACAAUGCAUUAGAUAAUUACACGAAAAUAGUAAUGCUACUAAUGCAACUUGCCAUUAACGAAUCAAAUUCAUUUCCACCACGUGCUAUUGAUAUUCAACCACCAUUAGAUUUACCAACACACGAUCUAGGUAUGUUUCGUAUUGACAUGGCUAAAUUUGUACCAAGUUGGGAUGAAGAUCAACCGAAUAGUUCACCACUAUUGAGACGUUUGGUUCGUUGGUUAAUAAAUCAAAACAUAUGGGGCUUUCGUGAUUCAUUAAUAGAAUUUGAUACACCUGAACAAGCACUUGCAUGGCGUUCAAAAAUGUUUCCUGCAUUACCAAUACCAAAUGUUGUUUAUACAGAUAUGUUAUCUGAUGAAGCUAUGACUCAAUUAGCUUUUGCUGGAUGUGCAUGUCAUUAUACUCAAAGAGUUGAACAACGAGAACAGUCUGGUCAUAGUAUACCAGAAGGGAAACUUUUAAAUGAUGCUGUCUAUGUAAAUGAUAUGACUGGUUUAUCAACUUUUUCUGUUCGAAAACCAUUUGAACGUUAUGGUGCUGCUGCUUAUUUUGAUAAAGACUUUCAAAUAAUCGGUAUCUAUUGGUCUCAUGAUUCACGUUUAGUUAAAAAAGAUGAUCAAUUUUGGGAUCAUGCAAAAUAUGUAUGGCGUUCAUCAUUCUUUGCAUAUAUUACAAUAGGUGAUCAUCUAAUUUCUACACAUAUGAUCGAAUCUAACGCAUUUGUAAGUGCAUCACGUAAACAUUUACCAGCUGAUCAUCCAUUAAGAAUUUUUAUAAAACCAUUUACUUAUCAUACUGUAUCAAUUAAUUAUCUAGCUGCAUUAUCAUUAGUUAACAAAGGUGGUUUAGUACAUAGAAUAUGGGCAUUUGAUUAUGAUGAAUUUCUUAAAGUAUGCGAUUAUAUAUCUAUUCAUUAUAAAUUUCGUACAGUACCAAAUUUUAUUCCUAAAUCAAUGUAUCCAAAUAAGAAUGAUAGAACAGAUGAUGAAUGGGACAAAAUUUAUCCUAUCUAUCAUGAUCUCAAUGCAUAUUGGAAUAUCAUACAAAAAUAUGUUAAGAAUUUUUUCAAGAUCAAUUAUAAUUUAUCAAUCGAUAAUGGAAAUGAUCAUUUACCUAAUGAUUCAUAUAUUAGAAAUUUUAUUUAUGAAAUAUGCAAACAACUUGGCAUUUCAGGUAUUACGUCAUUACAACAUUUUAUUGAUGUUUUAUCACAAUUAAUUGCUGCUAGUACAGGUAUACAUGAACAUGUUGGUCAAAUAAGUGAUUAUAUGACUGAUCCUCGAUUCAUUGGUGCUAAAUUACAACAAGGCAAAGAAAUGCAAAAUAUUCAAACAUAUUCACAAAUAUUAGUUUUAUCAGUUAUUACUGGUUUACGUAUGCCUGGUUUAUUAGAAGAUUGGAGUCAUUUAAUAGAACGUAAUCGAUAUUAUUCGCAGAAUUUACAAAAUUAUCAAACUUUUAAAAAAGAAUUGAAAGAACUAUCCAACGACAUUGAUUCUCGUAAUAAAAUAAGAAAAUACCCAUUUCAAUCGUUUAAUCCAAAGUAUAUGGAAUGUUCAACAUCAGUUUAA